AUGGUGAUGGAAGCUUACACCUACGUUUUUGUCAUUGGCACCAUGUUUGCCCUCCUCGAGGCUUACAACAACGGUGCCAAUGAUGUUGCCAACGCCUGGGCCACCUCGGUCUCCUCGCGGUCCGUCACCUACCGCCAGGCCAUGUUGCUUUGUUUAGUCUUCGAAGUAGUCGGCGCCGUCUCCGUCGGUGCCCGUACCGCCGCCACCAUCAAGAACGGCAUCAUCCCCAUCUCGGCCUUCCACGACAACGCUCCCGUCCAGCUGCUGGCCUUCACCUGCGCCUCCGCCGGUGCCGCCUCCUGGGUUAUGUGGUGCACGCGCCACUCCGCCCACGUCUCCUCGACCUACUCCCUCGUCUCCUCCAUUGCCGGUGUCGGUAUCGCCACCAUCGGCGCCAAGGGUGUCAAGUGGGGUUGGGAGAAGGGCAACGGUCUCGGUGCCAUCUUCGCUGGUCUGCUCAUGGCUCCCGCCUGUGCUGCCGGCUUUGGUGCCAUCAUCUUCAUGCUGAUCAAGCUCGUCGUCCACAAGCGCAAGAACCCCGUCCCCUGGGCCGUCUGGACAUCGCCCUUCUUCUUCCUCGUUGCCGGUACCAUCUGCACCCUGUCCAUCGUCUACAAGGGGUCCCCGCAGCUCGGCCUGAACAAGAAGCCCGCGUGGUACAUCGUUUCCGUCACCCUCGGCGUCGGCUUCGGUCUGGCCAUCCUCUCCGCCAUCUUCUUCGUCCCCUUCGUCCACGCCAAGGUCGUCAAGAAGGACUACACCCUGCGCUGGUUCCACAUCUUCCAGGGCCCCCUCCUGUUCAAGCGCCCCGCUCCCUCCGACGCCGAGGUCGCCAAGGUUCCCGACUACGCCGUCGUCCAGCACGAUGAGGAGGACGAGGACCAGUCCGUCACCGACAGCAGCGGUGGCGUCAAGGAGUCUGCCGAGAAGACCGGCUCCGAGGGCCUCAAGGACGGCGUCGUCUCCCGCACCGCCGCCGGCCGCGACACCGAGAACGCCGUCACCAACGCUACCGACUAUAAGGUCCUCAUGGAGGAGGCCCGCCAGCGCCACCACGCCCACCUCCGCAAGACCCGCGGCCCCCUCGGCUGGGCCAUGCGCACCCUGCACGAGAACCCCAUGGGCGCCGGCUCCAUCUACGAGCUGCACAACCUCAAGAUGCUCAUCAUCCGCAUCCCCGCCUACAUCGUCGUCGCCGCCCUCUACGGCGUCAACUACGACAUCCACCGCGCCCAGAUCGGCAUCCUCGGCACCCCUGAGGGCCGCCGCAUGGCCCGCGUCUACGCCCACGCCGAGAAGUACCCCAACGAGGUCGAGCACCUGUACUCCUUCAUCCAGGUCAUCACCGCCUGCACUGCCUCCUUCGCCCACGGCGCCAACGAUGUCGGCAACUCCGUCGGUGUCUGGGCCGCCAUGUACUCCGCCUGGUCCACCGGCCACGCCACCGCCGCCUCCGCGGAUGUCCCCCUGUGGCAGAUUGCCGUCAUGGCUCUGACCAUCUGCUUCGGCUUCAUCACCUACGGUUUCAACAUCAUGAAGGUCAUGGGUAACAAGCUGACCUACCACUCGCCGUCCCGUGGUUCUUCCAUGGAGAUGGGUGCCGCCAUCACCACCCUCAUCUUCUCCCAGUACAAGCUUCCCGUCUCCACCUCCAUGUGCAUUACUGGUGCCACCAUUGGUGUCGGUCUGUGCAACGGCACCUGGAGGGCCGUCAACUGGCAACGUGUUGGUCUCCUGCUGUUCUCCUGGAUCAUGACCAUCCCUAUUGCCGGUCUCAUCGGUGGUAUCACCAUGGGUCUUUUCUUGAACGCCCCGCACUUCUAG
Thyridium curvatum is the source of this 1824-nucleotide messenger RNA. RefSeq lists its product as uncharacterized. The coding region runs from base 1 to 1824 and encodes 607 amino acids. The record is from RefSeq and is a predicted model, not a curated record. Gene Ontology annotation, biological process: phosphate ion transmembrane transport. Gene Ontology annotation, cellular component: membrane. Lineage: Eukaryota; Fungi; Ascomycota; Sordariomycetes; Thyridiales; Thyridiaceae. The transcript is spliced from 3 exons.